UGGACUGAACUGGCCACAGAGACCCUCAAUAACAUCACUCGCGACCCUCACCACUGAAAUCUCACCAUUUCCAAUUCCAAUCUCCAACCCCCAGAAAUGGCUUCUGUGAUUAUGUCGUUUGCUCCUCCAACCACAAGAGUCUUCGCCGCCACGGCAGCCAAGGGGGCUGGAGGAAGCAAGGAGGAGAAAGGCCUUCUUGAUUGGAUUCUCGGAGGGUUGCAGAAGGAAGAUCAGUUUUACGAGACCGAUCCUGUCCUGAAGAAGGUGGAGGACAAGAAUGGCGACGGAAGAGCCACGGUCAGCGGCAGAGGAACCACCAGCGGGCGCAAGAACUCCGUGGCGGUGCCGCAGAAGAAAAAGAAUGGCGGAUUCGGAGGGCUUUUUGCAAAGAAUUGAAACACACUCUCUCUCUCGCGCAAGUACCCCAUUCAUAUAAUACAUAGACGCUUGCAUUGUUAAUUUCUGUUCUCUGUUAUUAUUUUGGUUUCAAUCUUUUGAUUAUAAUGGAACCCUAAUUUGUAGCUACUGUUCCAUAAUCCAUGCAACCGUGGUUUAUAUUACACAAUACACACUGAAAUUCUCUGCUCAUUAAACAGAAUGUAAAUAAUGAGUCACGAUUUCGGAAUAGUGGGAUUCUAAAUUUCUUCA
This is a messenger RNA of Prosopis cineraria, 648 nucleotides long. RefSeq lists its product as uncharacterized. The transcript has a single exon. Gene Ontology annotation, cellular component: chloroplast. Lineage: Eukaryota; Viridiplantae; Streptophyta; Magnoliopsida; Fabales; Fabaceae. Bases 97 to 396 code for a protein of 99 amino acids. The record is from RefSeq and is a predicted model, not a curated record.